AGCCCAGCAGCUGGGGCUGACAUUUUGCAGAGGCUCAGACGCGCCAGGACGAAGGGAGCCCGCGUGGGGAGGCUGCGGGUGAGCAGGACUCAGGGCAAGGCGGCCCAGGAGCUGCAUCCCAGCACGGGAUGGACGAGACCAAACCACUGAAGGUGCGUCUCACCUUCUGCGUGCUGCUGGUGGGCGUCUCGCUGCUCUUCGCGGCCGUGGUGACGGACCACUGGGCUGUGCUGAGCCCCAGGGUGGAGGACUUCAAUGCCACCUGCGAGGCGGCUCACUUCGGGCUCUGGAGGCUCUGCACGAAGAGGAUUCAGAUGCAGGAGCAAGGUGCCAAAGAGAGGGGCUGCGGGCCCAUCAGUCUGCCUGGAGUUCAGAACUGCUCCUAUUUCAAGCACUUCACACCCGGACAGAGCUCGGAGAUAUUUGAAGUUACCACCCAGAAAGAAUACAGCAUUUCAGCUGCAGCCAUCGCCAUCUUCAGCGUUGGCUUUGCAAUCAUCGGAACAAUCUGCGUCCUCUUCUCCUUCCAGAAGAAGAGGGACUACCUGCUGAAGCCAGCAUCCAUGUUCUACACCUUUGCAGGUCUCUGCAUCAUCAUCUCCGUGGAAGUCAUGAGACAGUCUGUGAAAAGGAUGAUCGACAGCAAGGAAACAGCCUGGAUGGAGUACAGCUACGCCUGGUCCUUCGCCUGUGCCUGUUCCGCCUUCGUCCUGCUCUUCGUCUUCGGAAUCAUCCUCCUCCUCAUCGCGCUGCCCCGCUUCCCCCAGAACCCCUGGGAGACCUGCAUGGAUGCAGAACCUGAGCACUGAUGCUCCCCCCAUCCCCGAGAGAAGCCAGAGAGUAUCUUGAUAAAGUUUGUCUUUUUUAAGAUGUCGGGAUCUCACUGUACGAUGGGCACUCCAUUAACAAAGCCAUUAAUGAACCAAGGCAUGUUCAGUUGUAA
Molecule: messenger RNA, 943 nt
Organism: Coturnix japonica (Japanese quail)
Lineage: Eukaryota; Metazoa; Chordata; Aves; Galliformes; Phasianidae
Gene: CACNG1
Product: calcium voltage-gated channel auxiliary subunit gamma 1
Biological process (GO): calcium ion transmembrane transport; regulation of calcium ion transmembrane transport via high voltage-gated calcium channel
Cellular component (GO): L-type voltage-gated calcium channel complex; membrane
Molecular function (GO): calcium channel regulator activity; voltage-gated calcium channel activity
Source: RefSeq, a predicted model, not a curated record